This is a messenger RNA of Saimiri boliviensis boliviensis (Bolivian squirrel monkey), 4503 nucleotides long. RefSeq names its product ST6 beta-galactoside alpha-2,6-sialyltransferase 1 (gene ST6GAL1). Gene Ontology annotation, molecular function: beta-galactoside alpha-2,6-sialyltransferase activity. Gene Ontology annotation, cellular component: Golgi apparatus. Gene Ontology annotation, biological process: sialylation. NCBI's taxonomy places the organism in Eukaryota, Metazoa, Chordata, Mammalia, Primates, Cebidae. The record is from RefSeq and is a predicted model, not a curated record.
GCAUACGGAGGCGACUCGCUUCCUUCCCGCCCCUCCGCCGCGCUCUUCUUCCCUCCUUCUCCAGUCCCUUCACUCUGCGUCUUCUAUCCCCCGUUCCUUCCCAGCGGACCCCUCCUCCGAGACUCCCUCGUGGGGCUCCCAGCUCCCGGGUGCUCUGCCCUUGCCAAGCGCGUUUUCUGGAGUCACCUGGGGGAGGGGGGUCCUGGGUAGGGCUGGGUUGGGGAGGACGCCUGGGGCACUGCCCCGCGCUAACAAAGGGAGCCGGUACCGACCGACCGGCGUGGGCGUGGAGCGGGCGGAGCAACAGUAGCCUCCGCGGCCGAGAGUGCAGCGUGCGAGGGUAGAGCCAAUUGUGCAGAGCCCUGCAGCCGGCAGUCCAGGGAGAAGUGGUGAAUGUCAUGGAGCCCAGCUGAAAUGGACCGGCCCCCUUGAGCCUGACCCAAGCCCACCAGCUUUCCAUCCCAGUGCUGAGGCUUGUUUUCCUGCUCGGAACAAAGUGGCUUCCCUGAACACAUCUUCAUUAUGAUUCACACCAACUUGAAGAAAAAGUUCAGCUGCUGUGUCCUGGUCUUUCUUCUGUUUGCUAUCAUCUGUGUGUGGAAGGAAAAGAAGAAAGGGAGUUACUAUGAUUCCCUUAAAUUGCAAACCAAGGAAAUCCAGGUGCUGAAGAGUCUGGGGAAAUUGGCCAUGAGGUCUGAUUCCCAGUCUGUAUCCUCAAGCAGCACCCAGGACCCCCACAGGGGCAGUCAGACCCUUGGCAGUUUCAGAGGCCCAGCCAAGGCCAAACCAGAGGCCUCCUUCCAGGUGUGGAACAAGGACAGCUCUUCCAAAAACCUUAUCCCUAGGCUGCAAAAGAUCUGGAGGAAUUACCUAAACAUGAACAAGUACAGAGUGUCCUACAAGGGGCCAGGACCCGGCAUCAAGUACAGUGCAGAGGCCCUGCUCUGCCACCUCCGGGACCACGUGAACGUAUCCAUGGUAGAGGCCACAGAUUUUCCCUUCAAUACCUCUGAAUGGGAGGGUUACCUGCCCAAGGAGAGCAUUAGGACCAAGGCUGGGCCUUGGGGCAGGUGUGCUGUUGUCUCAUCAGCAGGAUCUCUGAAGUCCUCCCAACUAGGCAGAGAAAUAGAUGAUCAUGAUGCAGUCCUGAGGUGUAAUGGGGCACCCACAGCCAACUUCCAACAAGAUGUGGGCACAAAAACUACCAUUCGCCUGAUGAACUCGCAGCUGGUCACCACAGAGCGGCGCUUCCUCACAGACAGUUUGUACAACGAAGGAAUCCUAAUUGUAUGGGACCCAUCUGUGUACCAUUCGGAUAUCCCGAAGUGGUACCAGAAUCCGGAUUAUAAUUUCUUCAAUAACUACAAGAGUUAUCGUAAGCUGCACCCCAAUCAGCCCUUUUACAUCCUCAAACCCCAGAUGCCUUGGGAGCUAUGGGACAUUCUUCAGGAAAUCUCCCCAGAAGAGAUUCAACCAAAUCCCCCAUCUUCUGGGAUGCUCGGUAUCAUCAUCAUGAUGACACUGUGUGACCAGGUGGAUAUUUAUGAGUUCCUUCCAUCCAAGCGCAGGACAGACGUGUGCUACUACCACCAGAAGUUCUUCGACAGUGCGUGCACGAUGGGCGCCUACCACCCACUGCUCUACGAGAAGAAUUUGGUGAAGCAUCUCAACAAGGGCACAGAUGAGGACAUCUACCUGUUUGGAAAGGCCACACUGCCUGGCUUCCGGACCAUUCAUUGCUAAGCAUAGGCUCCUCACUCUUCUCUAUCAGGCACUGAAUGGAUGGUCUUUGGCCACCCCAGCCUGGGAAGACCAUUUUCCUGAACAAUUCCAGCCUGCUCCUUUUACUCUAGGGGCCUCUGUCAGCAAGAGCACUGGGGCUUCAGGAGCCUGUGAUUCAAGAAAUCAGAUCCAGCCUUCCCUGUGGCCAGACAGUUUAUGAGCCCAGAGCCUCCUCCCACACACAUGCACAUAUACCUAGCAUUCUUUCCAGACAGCAUCCUCCCCACCUUCCACCGUGGUAGAUGCAAAAUCUACCUUUCCCAUCAGGGAUGCCAAAGCUGGGUUUCGUUUUUCCUAACAGAAUGAUGCCAUUCUUACAGACCAAUGCUCUAUAUUGCUUGAAAUCUGCAUCUAAAUAUUGAUUUCACGUUUUAAAGAAAUUCUCCCAAAUUACAAUUGUGCCCAAUGCAGGGUGGCUCUGGGGUGGGGGGGAGCAGGUAGGUGGUACAGGGGAUUGGAAACAUGCUCAACUCCUUCAGAACAAAGUUGCUCCCAAGGUCCAUGUCCCUGGAACAUGUUCCUAUCACUCUGGCUGGCUGGGCUGGUCCUUAGACUGGGUGCUUAUGAGCAAAGCGUCUUGAUUAGUCUUUUUCUCUCCAUGUGGAGAUGGAAGAUAUGGAAGGAUACAGUCUCAGUCCUCAAGUUGCUCCUGUUCAGUGAGAGAGACAGACAUCUGAACAGGCAGGUAGAAUUCAGUGUGCUCAGUGCACUGGGGACUUGUAGAGAGAGGGGCUUGCUCUCUGAGCACCCAGGAGGGCCACACACUUAAACUGUGUUUGUGGAUCACAGAAGACUUUGUAAUACCGGGGGCAUUCAAAUGAGUCUUAGAGGGAGAGAAGAAGCUUGGCAAGCAGAUUACAUCUGAGUCAUUUGACUUGUGUUUUUUUCUUCCAAUAUUUAUUCUCUAAGAUCUACCUAAACUUAGAGACUCAAGAUAUUUUUUUGAGGAAACCUCCUACCCAUGUCUGAGGUAGCAAGUGCAGCCUCAUGACAGAUACCAGGUAAUCCAGAUCCCCAAAACCUGAUUUCUCCAGGCUUGGCUGGGCCUGACCCUAUCCUACCAGCUGGGUUUGCACACCAUACUCCCACUCUUUUUUUUAAUACCUACCGCCAAAUCUCCUCCUAACCACCAUCUGUUUUGUUGUUGUUUUUUUUUCCUUUUCAAGUCAUCUUCCCCUCAGAAAUUUCUUUUAAGCAUUUAUUUUUUUGCUUUAAAAGCAUUGUGACCUCGAUUUAUUUGAGCUCAUGGGCCUUUGCAUGUCUCUCAGGGAGUAGUGGUGUGGCUCCCCAGACUUAUGUCAUCCUCAGAGGUCAGAACCUUGGAGAUUGUAACUGAUUCUCAUCAGGUGUGAGAAGUGUGAUAUCAGAUUGCAAUGCCCUGCACUUCUUCUUUGCAAGAAAGCAUCAUCAGGGCAAACAUGCUCUCCAGAUGGUUUUCCUAAGUCCCCUCUCCCUGACAGGAAAUCAUACUGGACCCAUGCAGUCCCUGGUGUGGAGCAGUUAAAAGACUUGCACAAGAUCACCAAGUCAUACUGUAGAGCUAGGAUUCCUAGAGCCAGGCCUCUGGACUCUCAAGGCUGGCACCAUGUGCUCAAGGGGAUCUAAUGUUUGGGCUCCACACCAACCAUCUUGGAGCUGGGAUCCUCACUCACUACCAAACCCUCAGCUUGUGUAGUUAGAAAGGCCUUGAUUUUCGAAUUGAUGCUCCCCUACUGACUAGCUAUGCCACUCUGGGCAAAUGCUCUUUCUUGAGCCUCUGUUUCCACAUCUGUGAAGUGGGGAUGAUGAUCCUAUCUCACAGUGCUGUGGUGAGGGUGACAGGAAAGCACCUGUCCUGGCUCUGCACCUGGUACAUAGUAGGUGCUCAGUACAUGCAGGUUUCCUUCCUGCCUUCAGUAGGGACCUGCUCUGUGUUCACACCUGAGCGGCAUGCACCCUGCUGUGACUGAGGCUAGUGGGGAAGAGGUCCUGUCCUCAGGGAAUUAACUGUCAUAUUGGGAGAUAACAACAACCCUCCUUGGAACACCCAAGAAACCAUGCAAAGCAGUGGACAGCACAGAACAUGCCCCUCCUCCUCGCUGCCCACAGCUCCAGUCUGAUUCUGCUUGGCAAUGGGCAGAGCAUGUGGGCUGCUUCACUGCUGUGUAGGACAAGUCCUUUACCCCUUUCUGGGCCCAUGAACUCCUGGCUUGGUUUAUGUUCUGAUUUGACACGCUGAUUUUAAUCUUCGAAUCAUGACCACUGAGUGCCGAGGAGGUACCAUUCUGACAGCUGGACAUCCAUGUUGGUGUGGAGACUGAGACGACACUGGGUAGAAUCUGGUUUUUAAUUAUUAAUAUGAAGGAUCGAAUUAAUUUAAAUAUAAUUCUGAAGUCUACAGAACUUUUAGUUCUAUGCUGUCUAUAUGUGGAUGCUUUGGUAAAAUGCAAAUUAUGAGAUGGAUGUUAUUGAUGGUCUGGUGAGAUGUUUCAUAUUUUUGACAGUUAAUUUAAAAACCAUGACUGAAUGCUGCCUCUGUCUAUGGGAUUCUGUCUUCUUUGAUAGCCAUUUAUUCAUCUGCAUCAUGGGGCCCUCUCUAAUCCUUCCACCAAUGAAAUAAGCUAUUGCUAUUGGUUUAGAGUUGAGACAUCAGUCUCAGAAACUUCUGAAACAUGCCUAAGCUAAUUCUGAAUUACCCAAGGAUUAUGUCAAAUUUUAAAAUAAAUGUGUGUGUGUGUUUUU